Solea solea (common sole) is the source of this 4827-nucleotide messenger RNA. It is a transcript of the gene large2, whose product is annotated as LARGE xylosyl- and glucuronyltransferase 2. The record is from RefSeq and is a predicted model, not a curated record. Gene Ontology annotation, biological process: protein O-linked glycosylation via mannose. Gene Ontology annotation, molecular function: glucuronosyltransferase activity; xylosyltransferase activity. NCBI's taxonomy places the organism in Eukaryota, Metazoa, Chordata, Actinopteri, Pleuronectiformes, Soleidae. The transcript has 14 exons. Bases 36 to 2291 code for a protein of 751 amino acids.
CAGCCCCCCAGAGCCCGCAGCGCUGCCGUCCCACCAUGAACCUGCUGUGCCGUGGACGCCUGAAGCUGCUGGUGGUGUCACUCACAGCGGUCGGCCUGCUCACCUGGCUCUACCUGCUCGCUGGAAACCUGGAGAAUGGUCGCUCCCUCCUCCUCGCUCCCUGCGUCGCCGACACCCCGGCAGCUCAGGUCCUAGAGCGUGCCGUUCUGGAGUCCCGAGUCCGAGAAGUGGAAGAGGAGAACCGGCAGAUCCGGCUGCAGCUCAGCCAGUCACAGGGCAUCGCCGCCGCCCAGCAGCCCGAAGGCAACUAUGGCAACCAGCAGUGGGGAGCGUCUGCAGACACGGGUCCUGAGGACGGGGACAACACAGCAGAAGAGAAGACCAAUCGCACAGAGUGUCCCAGAUUGCCAACCGUCCAGAAGUGUGAGCUGAUACACGUGGCGUGCGUUUGUGCUGGUCACAACGCCAGCAGAGACGUGGUCACACUGGUCAAAUCCAUCCUCUUUCACAGGAGAAAUCCACUUCACUUCCAUUUCAUCACCGACACAGUAGCCAAUCGUAUCCUGAGUUCUCUGUUCCAGUCCUGGAUGGUCCCGUCCGUGCAAGUCAGCUUCUACGAUGCAGAUGAACUCAAGUCUGAGGUGUCGUGGAUACCCAACAAACACUACUCAGGUAUUUAUGGCUUGAUGAAGCUGACGUUAACCAAAGCUUUGCCCUCCGACCUGUCCAACGUCAUCGUCCUAGACACGGACAUCACCUUUGCCACUGACAUCGCUGAGCUCUGGGGCAUUUUUAGGAAAUUUACAGAUAAGCAGGUGAUUGGUCUGGUGGAGAACCAGAGUGACUGGUAUCUGGGGAACUUGUGGAAAAACCACAAACCCUGGCCUGCACUGGGACGCGGCUUCAACACAGGCGUCAUUCUCCUCUACUUGGAGCGGCUGCGGCGAAUCGGUUGGGAGCAGAUGUGGCGGCUGACGGCAGAAAGGGAGCUCAUGAGCAUGCUCAGUACGUCGCUUGCAGAUCAGGACAUCUUCAACGCCUUUAUCAAGCAGAACCCGGUGCUGGUGCAUCAGCUGCCCUGCUUCUGGAACGUCCAGCUGUCGGAUCACACUCGCUCUGAGCAGUGCUACACUGAGGUGUCUGACCUUAAGGUGAUCCACUGGAACUCUCCGAAGAAGCUGCGCGUGAAGAACAAACACGUCGAGUUCUUCAGGAACCUCUACCUGACCUUUUUAGAGUAUGAUGGGAACCUGCUGAGACGGGAGCUGUUUGGCUGCCCGAGUCAGGCUGGCUCCAAGAGCAUCCAGCUGCAAACGGCUCUGGAGGAGCUGGAUGAGGACGAUCAGUGUUACGACUUCCGUCGGGAGCGGCUCACUAUUCACCGCGUGCACCUCUACUUCCUGCAAUACCAGUACACACCUACAGAGGAUGACACUGACAUCACACUGGUGGCACAGCUCUCCAUGGACAGGCUGCAGAUGCUGGAGGCCAUCUGUAAGCACUGGGAGGGCCCCAUCAGCUUGGCGCUCUACAUGUCUGACGCUGAGGCUCAGCAGUUCCUGCGCUACGCUCAGGCGUCCGAGGUCCUCAAGAACCGCAAGAACAUCGGCUACCACAUUGUCUACAAGGAGGGACAAUUCUACCCGGUCAACCUGGUUAGGAACAUCGCCCUAAAAAACGCCAACACGCCGUAUGUGUUCCUGACUGAUGUGGAUUUCCUGCCAAUGUACGGUCUCUAUGAUUACCUCAGAAAGUCUGUGGUGCAGCUUGAUAUGGCUCACACUAAAAAGGCUCUCGUGGUUCCGGCUUUCGAGACACUUCGUUACCGUCUCUCCUUCCCCAAAUCCAAAGCUGAGCUGCUCUCCAUGCUGGACAUGGGGACCCUCUACACCUUCAGGUAUCAUGUGUGGCCCAAGGGUCACGCUCCUACCAACUAUGCCAAAUGGCGAACAGCCACCACCCCCUAUAAGGUGGAGUGGGAGUCGGACUUUGAACCAUAUGUUGUGGUGAGACGAGACUGCCCGGAAUAUGACCAGCGAUUCGUGGGCUUUGGCUGGAACAAGGUGUCCCAUAUCAUGGAGCUAGAUGCACAGGAGUUUGAUCUGAUGGUCCUCCCCAAUGCUUUCAUGAUCCACAUGCCGCACGCUCCCAGCUUUGACAUCUCCAAAUUUCGCUCCAGCUCCAGCUACCGCAACUGUCUGAACACCCUGAAGGACGAGUUUCACCAAGACCUGUCUAGGAAGUACGGCUCGGCUGCUCUCAAGUACCUCACCGCUCAGAGGAACAUUUAAAAGCUGCUGAGUAAGGCUUCCAUUGACGCCUCCCUGAGCGCUGGACCAAUGAGCUGCAGUACAGGAGGUCUGGCUCAUACUGACAAAGCUCUGCGUGGCAGGCCAUAAUGAUGCAGAGAUGAGAACUUUGACAUGACGAAGGGGAAGAUAGACUUUCUAAAUGUAGAACUUACCAGAUGGACAAGAGUGGAGUGUGGGUUCAGACUGGACAAGCUUUAUAGCCGGAAAAUAACCUUAUUCUUACAAUUUGUUCUGACAAUCAGGGCUUUUUCCAGAAGACAUAAACCUGUCCUUCCAUGGGGACAUAUGGACAUUCAACUCAAAAAAAAAAACUAAGAGAGAAUGACAGUGUGAGCCUGUUGACCUGGAGAAAGAUUUAAGCCUUAUCGCUUUUCAUAUGUCAUGACUUUCCCUUUUUUCUAGCGUAAAUUAAAACCAAUGAACAGCAAACAUUUUGAUUACGACUUUACAUGAGAAUCAUUCUUUUUUUUUCCUCUCUAUCUUUUGUUCUCUGACUCCUGAAAAUCCAUUGUGUGUGUAUGUGUGUGUGCGUGCACGCCUCGUUUAUUGUCAGAAUAAUUUUUGCUUUCGUCUUGAUCAUAUAUGUGCAUGUCAACAGUUGGACUUUUUUUUCUAAUCCUCCUGAAAGAAGCAAAGGUCUCGACAAUGAGAACAUUAACAGACAUAUAUAUGCGUACAUAUGUGUUUAUACAUAUAUGAUAGGGACCAACUCACGUGACCAACACUAACAUCUGACAGUGAGUUGCUUAUCGAUGAAGCAUUCAGCUUUAAAUGAAACUCCACAUGGUGACGAGGCAUUUUUAUGUAGCAUCUCAUACUGUCUGACUCACUGUUUAUAUGUGUCUUCUACUGAACUACAUUACCCACAACACCCUUGUUUUUUUUUUUUGUUUUUUUUUUAAAUCCAGCUGAAAUUGCACAACUUGAGUACACAGGACUUCAAGUCUUGGUGGAAGUUAAGUUUUACAAUCAUUUUAGUGUUUUAUAGCAUCUUAUAAACAUUAAAUACAUGUACAUGGAGGUGGCAGAGUUUCCCAAUGGUUUUAGAGUUACUUUGAGAUGUCAUGUAUCAUCAUUAAAAAAAAGAAUCUUUAAAAACACAAUUUAAUUCUAGUGAAAAUAUGUUAGCAUAUAGCAUAGGAAUUUCUCCAAUCUCUCACACACAGAUGACUCGAGCUACAGUUGUAGCCCAACCAUGCUGUUCACUUGUCGCAGUUUACAAGCAAAAAAACGAUUUAUAUCCGCUAGGAGGUUAAAAUUACCCCUUUAGCUUGUUUUAAAGGGUAGUUUCCUGGUUUAGCGUGCAGCUAGUUGUUAGCAAGCUGACAGAACAUAAAAUUAGGCUCUUCCUCAGUCUCCCCCCCCCAAAAAAAACAAACCAACCUAAAUUUCGCCAUAUUUUUGUCACUGUUGUCUUAUUCUUUGAUAUACCGGCUUCUUAUCUUAUUUCCGGGUGUUAGCUUGGGUGAAUCUGGGUGUUAUUCCACUUUCAGUAGGACUAACAUGUUUACAUGUAUUUUAAAGUCCUGCCCCUCAUGUUGCCCGUCACGCUGUAAACGGUGUACGGUGGAAAAUGAAAGAGUCUUGGCCUCAGACGCCUGUCGCCUCCACCAGAAGCUCCAAAAUAUUGGCUGCUGCCCCUGAGGUUGAUUUGUCAUCAGACGAUAACGCCAUUUGGCUCUAGGCAAGAGAUGCCUAACUUACAAAGCUACUAAAGAAAAAUGUGUAUUUCCAUUUCAGUUGGACCUUUGUUUUUCAUUGUUCCAGUUCGGUUGUUUUCUUACGUGUUCUGUCUGCCCAGCAUUUCAUCCUAAUUCAACAAUCUGAGCGACUGACUAUGUGGCUGUUCAAGUGUGGAAGAUGAUUUCUAAUGAUUUUGAAUCUUAUUCAUGAUCUUUUAAUGACCAAGCUCUUUGUGCCCUGAUGAGUGUCAGUACCUGAAAACCCGGAGGUUGACCAUGUUGUCGUCCUCACCACAAGACAGGCAGGCUUACCUUUUGACUUUUUUUUAGCUUCAACAUGGGGGCAGAUAAAAGAGGAAUUGGGGACAGGUCAUUGUAGCCUCUCAGGACCACCAGCAGAGCUUUAAAUUCACUUUGUGAUUAAUCAGCAUUUAGUUUUUCGUAAAUUCUCUUGAUUUUUUUUGCAUCUCAGUGUCACUUUAUUUCUUAGUCCCUGCCUGCAUUUGGAGAAACUGCACCUAGAGAGGAAACAAUUUAGGUUUGGUUAGUUAGUUGAGACUUAAGGCGGGAGGGUGAGUGAUAACAUACGUGACUGCAGAUGGCAUCUGUGGCCUGGAGAGCCCACCUCCCCCCGCUACCAUCCGCGCCACCUCCAUUGACUUGUUGUUGAUUGUGGUAAAUGCUAGUGCCUUUGCUGUAUUGUGAAACUGGAUAUUGAUUGUACUGUUGGACUGACAGGGCCUGGGGACAGUCAGGCACUCUAUUUAUUACUGGUGACUCAAAUCCCUCAUAUUUUUCUAUGUAAGUGCUUUAAAUAAAUUUGCCCUUUUCAA